AACAAAAGAUAAAUAGCGUUCAUCUGCCGGAGGAAGUAUUACUAAGAGCGUCUCAGCCUAUCAAGAACGAAACUGAAGAAUUGUUUUUUGCUGGCAUUGCCAAAAAAUACUCCCACACACAUUGACGAAUUAUCUGUGACAAACAACAGUAUUGAAGAUUUGUGACCAUCGACGAAAGCCAUUUUGCUGCUAACACAUCUCCCGGAACAUGAAGAACGAAGUCAGUUCUGCAGUCAAUUUCGUCGUUUCAAACCUCACAAAUACUUCGCUAUCAAGCGAACAAGUAGGACAAUUCAAGGAAAACUUAGAACAAUUGAUAACAGAGCGAUUUCAAGACCACUGGCACCCAAAUAAACCAUUGAAAGGGAACGCAUAUCGCUGCCUAAAUGUGGACACGACCGCUAUCGAUCCACUGCUCGUAAAAGCGAGUUUAGCAAGCGGGUUCUCGCCGCUAAAACUACAAGAAGUAUUUCCCGAUGGACUUGCACUAUGGAUAGAUCCGGAGGAUGUGUGCUGUCGCGUCGGUAGAAUUCCAAUUCGCACAAUCUACGGCCACCGUUCCUCGCCAACAUUCACCCCACCACCAAGACGCCAUCAACCAUUCACACCAAUCAACUUCAACACAAGUCCAUAUCACUGUACCGUCACAUAUCCAGCGAAUAACCGAACAUACAACCCCAAGUACUUCCAGAACAAGGAAAACUUCAAUAGGUACCACUGGGUGAAUAGAGAAGCGAACUUCAUGACCGCUCAAGUUUACUAAAGACAAGCGACUCAAACGUGUGACAUAGCGCAUGAACUUUUAAGGGCUAGUUUUAAAACGCUUUUAGAUGUGAAAUUUUAAACUUCUGUACAUACAAACGAAACAUUUAUACAUAGACAUGUCCCAUUUAAACAAUUUUGUUAUAUAACUGUAUAUUUUCGAUAACAGUUUAGCGAGCAAGUGUACAUACAAAUAAGGUUUCGUACAGUUGUAAGGAGGCUAAAUAUUUCUUUGAAAUAGGAGAAAGCAAUUUGAAAUAUGUACAGAAAUUAAUGAAUUUGUGAAUAAUAGCGAGACUAUGUGCUCUAAUAUUUUGUAAAGAAUAUUACAGAGGAAAUAUUUAAUUUAAUGGAAUAAAUAUGAGGUUUUACAA
Molecule: messenger RNA, 1136 nt
Organism: Nematostella vectensis (starlet sea anemone)
Lineage: Eukaryota; Metazoa; Cnidaria; Anthozoa; Actiniaria; Edwardsiidae
Product: protein BTG1
Exons: 1
Coding region: 209-763 (184 amino acids)
Biological process (GO): negative regulation of cell population proliferation; negative regulation of mitotic cell cycle
Cellular component (GO): nucleus; cytoplasm
Source: RefSeq, a predicted model, not a curated record